Lachancea nothofagi CBS 11611 is the source of this 1317-nucleotide messenger RNA. The record is from the annotation of a GenBank genome assembly. Lineage: Eukaryota; Fungi; Ascomycota; Saccharomycetes; Saccharomycetales; Saccharomycetaceae.
AUGGCAGCACAAGAAGAGUUCAUAAGAACGCAAAUCUUUGGUACGGUCUUCGAAAUCACCAACCGGUACACGGAUUUAAAUCCCGUCGGGAUGGGCGCAUUUGGGCUGGUAUGCUCGGCUACCGAUACCUACACCAGCCAACCGGUGGCAAUUAAGAAAAUAAUGAAGCCGUUUUCCACUGCAGUACUAGCCAAGCGGACGUAUCGAGAGUUAAAACUGCUCAAACACCUCAGACAUGAAAACCUCAUCUGUCUGGAGGACAUAUUUUUGUCGCCGCUAGAGGACAUCUACUUUGUUACCGAACUACAAGGUACCGACUUGCAUCGUCUUUUGCAAACUCGGCCCUUGGAAAAACAGUUCGUUCAAUACUUUCUGUAUCAAAUUCUCAGAGGCCUCAAGUAUGUUCACUCGGCAGGUGUGAUCCAUCGAGACUUGAAACCUAGCAACAUCCUGAUAAAUGAGAACUGCGAUUUGAAAAUUUGUGACUUCGGGCUGGCCAGAAUUCAAGACCCUCAAAUGACCGGCUACGUAUCUACUCGGUACUACCGAGCUCCAGAAAUCAUGCUUACAUGGCAAAAAUAUAAUGUCGAAGUUGAUAUUUGGUCCGCUGGCUGUAUCUUUGCAGAAAUGAUCGAAGGAAAACCUCUUUUCCCCGGUAAAGACCACGUUCAUCAGUUCUCCAUCAUCACGGACUUGCUAGGUUCUCCUCCAGAAGAUGUUAUUAACACCAUUUGCUCAGUAAACACUCUGAAAUUCGUAACUUCUCUACCUCACAGAGAUCCAGUAUCAUUCUCUGAACGUUUCAAGAAUGUCGAGCCCGACGCUGUUGAUUUAUUGGAGAAGAUGCUCGUAUUUGACCCGAAUAAGAGAAUAACCGCGGCAGACGCUCUUACGCAUCCAUAUUUAGCACCUUAUCAUGAUCCUACCGAUGAACCUGCCGCGGACGCAAAGUUUGAUUGGCACUUUAACGAUGCUGACCUACCUGUGGAUACUUGGAGAGUCAUGAUGUAUUCGGAAAUCUUAGAUUUCCAUCAAAUUGGUGACAAUCAAAUAGAUCCAAACGCUACAUUCGAUGAUCAGGUAGCCGCUGCUACUGCUGCGGCACAAGCAGCCCAAGCAGCUCAACACCAACAGGAGGGGCAAUCACAACAACAAGGAAGCCACCAAUCAGAUACACAACAAAAACCAUCGCAACAACAUCAGACCACAGCGCAACAACAACAAGGUGGCAGUAAUAUGUCAAGUGACGGUCAACAACAUGACACCUUGAAUUCGUAUGCUAAUCAAGCUGCACAAUACGCUACAGAGUUUCAAUAG